This is a messenger RNA of Mesorhabditis belari, 273 nucleotides long. The record is from the annotation of a GenBank genome assembly. Lineage: Eukaryota; Metazoa; Nematoda; Chromadorea; Rhabditida; Rhabditidae.
AUGGGGAGUAUCACGAGAUCCGCAUACGUGAUGGGGCCUGCUGAGGCGACUGGUGAUCAACCCGUGCCUCUUCAGCUUUGCGGUCGCUUGCCUCGUCAUUUCAAUCAUCUUUACCAUCGCGACGAAGAAUUACGCGGGGAAAUUUACUUGUCAUUUUCGGAGCAAGAUGUUGUUCAUUUUUGGGCGCAGCCAUUACACAAGGAUCGCGGUCGAGCUCUACUCACACGAACUCAGCCAAGCCUCUCUCGUCGCCGAAUUCCAAGAAGAGCGCUU